Molecule: messenger RNA, 1287 nt
Organism: Durio zibethinus
Lineage: Eukaryota; Viridiplantae; Streptophyta; Magnoliopsida; Malvales; Malvaceae
Gene: FER1
Product: ferretin 1
Biological process (GO): intracellular iron ion homeostasis; iron ion transport
Cellular component (GO): cytoplasm
Molecular function (GO): ferrous iron binding; ferric iron binding
Source: RefSeq, a predicted model, not a curated record
CAAUCCACCCUCCAUCAACUAUCUUUCUUCAUUUAUUAGAUUGAUCCAAAAAUCAUAGUUCUUGUAGUCCCCUCAAAGAUUAAAGCAAUGUUUUUGAGCUCAGUUUCAUCUUUUUCUGUCCAAACCAAGCAAGGGGAUAAUAUAAUCAGUUCCCUUAGGAGCUCCCCUCCAUUUUCAUCUUCUAGUUUGAAUUCUGUUUUUCCUUCUUCCUCUGCUCUGAGUUUUCUAGUCAGAAAACAUGCAAGGGCUUUUGGGGUUUCUGCAUCCUUAGAAACCAACUAUUUGGCACUUACAGGAGUAGUGUUUCAGCCUUUUGAAGAGGUCAAGAAGGUGGAACUUGAUAUUCCAGUCGCACCUCAGAUUUCACUUGCUCGCCAGAAAUAUACAGAUGACUGUGAAGCGGCAAUCAAUGAACAAAUUAAUGUGGAAUACAACGUGUCCUAUGUCUACCACUCUUUGUAUGCUUACUUCGACAGAGACAACAUUGCUCUCAAGGGCUUAGCCAAAUUUUUCAAGGAAUCUAGUGAAGAAGAAAGAGAACAUGCCGAGAAGCUGAUGGAAUAUCAGAACAUACGUGGAGGAAGAGUAAAACUACACUCAAUUCUGAUGCCCCUCUCAGAGUUUGAACAUGCAGAGAAGGGAGAUGCAUUAUAUGCUAUGGAAUUAGCGUUGUCCUUGGAGAAGUUGACAAACGAGAAGCUUUUGAACCUGCACAAUGUAGCGCAGCAAAACAAUGACGCUCAGAUGGCUGACUUCAUUGAAAGCGAGUUUUUACCUGAACAGGUUGAAGCCAUUAAGAAGAUGUCAGAAUAUGUUGCUCAAUUAAGGAUGGUUGGAAAAGGCCACGGAGUAUGGCACUUUGAUCAAAGGCUCCUCCACGACGGUGAUGCUGCAUAAUGAUGAUCAAAUGCUGUAUCUUUUGUUGUUUUAGUACUUCAGAGAUGUUCUACUAUAUGAGCCAGAAUAAAAUGUUGAUAUAGAAUAUAUUGUACUCCUAGCAAGUAGUGACCCCUUAGGUUUGCCAUGUUAGACAGAAUCAAAUAAGUUAAUUUCUUUUUACCCACCCAAAAUUAAGGGAGCUUUAUUUCUAUACCUGAAUAGGUGGAGGAACAAUGCUGACUGAUGCAUUUCCCAGUGGUUACGUCUUUGGCAUUUGAUUUAGAACCAUUUCCAAGUGAGAUUGUAUAAAUAAAUAAAUUACAAAGUAUUUUCGAGUAGGUUGCUUUUGAAGCAUAAUAUUUCUCUAAGCCUGCUGGCAUUUUUAGAUUGGUUUUGCAUUUCCUUGAA